Molecule: messenger RNA, 1903 nt
Organism: Oncorhynchus nerka (sockeye salmon)
Lineage: Eukaryota; Metazoa; Chordata; Actinopteri; Salmoniformes; Salmonidae
Product: potassium voltage-gated channel subfamily E member 4-like
Exons: 2
Coding region: 113-628 (171 amino acids)
Biological process (GO): potassium ion export across plasma membrane; membrane repolarization during action potential; ventricular cardiac muscle cell action potential
Cellular component (GO): membrane
Molecular function (GO): transmembrane transporter binding; potassium channel regulator activity; voltage-gated potassium channel activity involved in ventricular cardiac muscle cell action potential repolarization
Source: RefSeq, a predicted model, not a curated record
CGAGAGGCGUACACACACGAGGACACGGAUCAUACAGCUGGGUCCACAUGUCCCACAGCUUUAUUGCUCGGAAACUUCCUUCAUAAACUCCACUUCAUAAACUCCACUGAGGAUGGAGAGGUCAGACAACUUUACAACGUCCCAACUUCUUCCCCUGCAGAGGGCUAAUGACGCGUCCCAAACUGACAAAAACAACGGCAACGCAUACGUGUACAUUUUCAUAGUAAUCUCCUUUUAUGGGGUCUUCCUCGUUGGAAUAAUGCUGGGCUACGUUCGCUCCAAAAGGCGGGAGAAGAGAAGGUCGAAUGUUUUUACGCGUCUGGUGCACGAGGAGGAGCAGCGGGAAUGGGGCGCGCGGCAAAAGAAGCACAGCAUCACCAUGCCCUCCUUCCAGGUGUCGCUUCCCUUCUCCGCGGGGAUCCAGGGCCUCUAUGAAGGAAGGGUCCUGAGCUCCCCUCUGGCCUGCGCCCUGUGCUCCAUUGAGCAAAGCAGCGUCAGUUCACUGUGCUCCUCCGCCGACGUGCACCUCGCCAUCGAGGAGGAGUCAGACACCGGGACCGCGGAGGGACCGGACGAGACCCUGAAGGGCAGCUCUCUCGACGACUUCGCCGAGAUACAGAUACUCUGAGAGGAACUGUGACGCUCAGAACAGAUGAUGAUACUGGAAAUAAACGCAUCAAAACUGUAGACUUUCCACCCCUCUACGUCAUAUAGGAAAUAAGUGGAGAAAUGAAUGACUGGUAAAGAAAGUUUAGCUCGACACAUGGAACAAGUGCUCUUUAACCAUCCGGUUCUGAGCAUUGAAAUGUACCUGGAACCCACUUGAAAUGUAUUUUCUGUAACGACACCCUCUUAAACCUCUUAAGAUGUAGCCUAAUGAUUUCACUGUUCAUGUCUAUGUAGGUUUGCCUGGGGUUAUUGUGUAAAUUGAAGAUUUAAAAAAAACUAUGCUCUGUUUGAGAGAUGGUUCUUCUCAACUCUUCUUGGGAAAUAAAUGUUUUUAUGUUGAAAAAAGUUGAUCCUCUCUUUUUUAAAUCAAAGGGAGGUUGCAAUAUCUAGUUUUUCUCCAGAAGGGGGCAGUGCUGCAGUAGUUUUACACUACCUAUUUCUGAGGCACACUAGUGGUUUCAGUAGAAUCAUCAUUUACAUGUUAGUCAUUUAGCAGCUCUUAUCCAGAGUGGCUUACAUGAGCAAUUGGGUUAAGUGCCUUGUUCAAGUGCACAUUGACAGAUUUUUCACCUAGUCGGCUCAGGGGUUCAAACCAGUGCCCUUUUAGUUACUGGCCGAACCACUAAGCUACCUGCCACCCCCAUCCUGUCCUUGAAUUGUCUUGUUCUGAAGUGUUGACAUACUAAUUGAUCAAAUUAGAACCAACUUUUUCAGGCAGUUAGCGAUUAUUGAUUUAGACUUAUUUACAUUUCUUUCAUUAAGCAGACUCUUAUCCAGAGCCACUUAGAGGAGCAAUCAGGGUUAAUAAGGGACAUCGGCUGAUUUUUCACCUAGUCGGCUCGGAGAUUGGAACUGCAACCUGUAUCUGACAGUAAGAUUAGCCCAAACCACCCCACCCACUGGAGACCUUCCCAUCUGAUAGUAAUCCUGAGAAAUGAGCUCAUGGGAUUUCUCCUCAUUGCUAUGACAAUAACGCUACUCCUUUGCAUAGAGGUGAUCAGGCUGUUGAUUGUGGCUUGUGGAAUGUUGUUCCAUUCCUCUUCAAUGGCUGUGAAGUUGCUGGAUAUUGGCGGGAACUGGAACACCCUGCCAUGCACAGAGGAUCCCAACCAUGAUCUAUGGGUAACGUCUGGUGAGUGUGCAUGCCAUGGAAGAACUGGGACAUUUUCAGCUUUGAGGAACUGUGUACAGAUCCUUGCGACAUACACUACCGUUCAAAAGUUUGGUGUCACUU